GUAGAUAUUGGGUGUAAGCGACGCGUCAAGUGUAGUUGGCCAAGCUGCUCAUGUGUGGAGUUAUACAGCGCUCGGCGGGUGCUGGUGGCCACAGCCCAACAGGAGCACAACUCAACGGUCCCUAGUCUAGUGUAGUAGUCGGGUCGGAGACGGGAAAGUCCUACGUACAAGCACAAAGGAGCUGCUGGAUGUCCUAGCGCAGUACAAUUGAAUAACCAACAACUGCAGUGCAUUCCUUACUGAAAGUGGUGUGUGUUUUGAUAUCUGGUGCCAGUGGUUAACAAGAGUCGAAUUAAUCAUCGGCGUUGUGAACUACGGACAAACCGAAUUUCAACUUUUCGGUUCGAUUUUUUGGAAUUUUCCCGAUCAAAGAUCUAUAGGCUCAGCGUGCUGGAUGAAACGCGCAAGUGAUUGCUGGUGAAGAAAAAGGAGAAAACCCAAUUUAAACCCAAAAAGAAAUUUGAUAAACCAACAAGUGCAAUUUCUUUGUUUUACUGGCCAGCCUCUCCGAUGACGCAAUCCUAAUUUCCUUAAAUUACCAAAUUAACCCGAGACGAUUGUCACAUUUUAAAAAAGACUAACAAAAGAAAAGAAGAUGAAGGCCGUUCAAUCGGCCAUGGCCAUCCGGCGCCAGCGUCGGAGGCGGGACGAAGCGUUGCGGGCCAAGGCGCGACGGGCCAGCCACCAGUCGGACCAUUUGAUGUUGUCGGACAGCGGCGACGCCGGGAGCAUGUUGAGCUUGGACGGGGUGCACAACAACAACCACAACGGCGGCGGCGGGAGCCGUUCGGCCGCUCACCGCCAUCGUCAAAUGAUGGGCGGAAUCACGACGUUUCACGUCGGAGUCGUUUUCUUUAUCAUGGGCCUCAUGUUGCUCAUUAGCGGCAUCUUGCCCGGCUACGCCAACCGCCAACAUCAAUAUUGGGAGGAGCCAAAAAAUGGCGGUACCACCGCCACUGGCACUUCAACGACGUCGAUUUGGAACCGAGACGCAGGAAGCAAUCGCAACGCCCCUCUGCUCCUGGUGACGGGAUCCUUCCUGAUCCUGGUGGGCAUAGCCCUGGUCGUGGCCAAUCGCAUCGCCACUCGACGAGAGGACGAGCUCUUUUCACGCUACAUUAGCCGCAAAUUGGCACCGGCCCGAAUGACCCACCAGCCAGUCUCUUCGCUCCUCCAUCCCACGUCGGCCAGCAGCAGCAACGGUCAUAAAGACGAGAUGGCCGGCAGCAGUGACGACUUGCAUCGAGUCAUGAGCGAAUCUCCUUCCUCCUCCCAACUGCAGGAGCCGCAAUGCCAAUCUCCCGGCCAACUCGAGUCCAUCACUGAAGAAUCGGAAGCCGGAGGAGCUGAACGGCCGCCCAUCAAAGAUGAGCUGUUCUGGACCAGCGAUGUGGCGCCGGUUCACCACCACCACCACCACCACCGUGGCCACCAUCACCACCACAACAGCAACGCCAACAAAGUGUUGCACUAUGAUGAGCAGGACAAAUGCAAUCACGACAAUCACAAUCAUCACGUCGGUUCAUCGUCAACCGGUUGAGAUGACGACACAAUCACAUUUGCCCAAUCAAUUGAUAUUUCUCUCUAUCUACUUCUUCUUAUUCUCUACUCUAUCUGGCCGUCCUCCAUGACCUCCUAUUUCUUCCCCCUUUUCAUCCUAUAUCUCUCGACGUACAUGAUUAAUUAAGGCUUCUACUAAAUAUCAUUAUAAUGGCUGGGCGGCCAAAAGAAAACUAUCGUCAAUCAACUAUACUAAUACUAUAAAACAUCUCAUUGAUUUAUGCUGCUUCUUCUUUAAAAAAAAACAAGUUUCGAUUUGAACAAAAUUAACUCUCCAAAGUGGGAACACUAAACGACCGACACGAUUCGCACAAUCAUUUUCCUACGUUCUCGCUACCUGCUGUUUGCCUUUUACCAACAAUUUUUAAUUUUUAUCUUUUGGUUUUUUCCCUUUUUUUCUAUUCAGUAGUUGCGCGCCAAGUUUUAAAAAAUAGCAUCCGAUUUUUCGUAUUUUUCGUAUUCAUUCGGUAGAUUUCUAUUUUAUGACGAUUGCAUCACAUGAGAAAUUAAAAGGGGAAGGCAUCAACGGUAUUUUGAAAACGCAAAAAAGUCGCGGGCUUGAAUUCAAAUUGCAGCACAAAAUCGCCUUUAUUU
Daphnia pulicaria is the source of this 2154-nucleotide messenger RNA. RefSeq lists its product as uncharacterized. The transcript is spliced from 2 exons. The record is from RefSeq and is a predicted model, not a curated record. NCBI's taxonomy places the organism in Eukaryota, Metazoa, Arthropoda, Branchiopoda, Diplostraca, Daphniidae. Bases 596 to 1540 code for a protein of 314 amino acids.